Messenger RNA from Meloidogyne enterolobii, 204 nucleotides. The record is from the annotation of a GenBank genome assembly. Lineage: Eukaryota; Metazoa; Nematoda; Chromadorea; Rhabditida; Meloidogynidae.
AUGUCUUCCGUUAAUUUCAUCGUUUUUCUUUUACUAAUUUCCUUGAUUUGCUUGCAUUCCUUGGUAGAUUGUGGAAUUAUAGGCCUUGCUGGAGCUCCAGUUGAAGCCACAUGGUGCGCAGCACUCGGCAAAGAAUCAACUCAUUGUCCUCAAGGAGCUAAUAGUAAUCCACUUGUGGGACUUGCGGGGGGACUUACUGGUUAA